Messenger RNA from Oncorhynchus tshawytscha (Chinook salmon), 2033 nucleotides. It is a transcript of the gene pals2a, whose product is annotated as protein associated with LIN7 2, MAGUK family member a. Gene Ontology annotation, cellular component: plasma membrane; cell-cell junction. Gene Ontology annotation, molecular function: protein binding. The record is from RefSeq and is a predicted model, not a curated record. NCBI's taxonomy places the organism in Eukaryota, Metazoa, Chordata, Actinopteri, Salmoniformes, Salmonidae.
CCAUGCAGCAGGUGCUGGAUAACCUGAGAGACAUGCCUCCCACCACGGGGGCCAAAGACAUCGACCUCCUCUUCCUCAAGGGAAUCAUAGAGAGCCCCAUAGUCCGCUCCCUCGCCAAGGCACAUGAGAGGCUGGCGGAUGUGAAGCUGGAGGCUGUGAGAGACAACAACAAGCAGCUGGUCUCAGAGAUCCUAGACUCCCUCACAGGACUGAGUAGUAGAGACGCCUCCGCUGAGGAACUAGCCAACAUCCUCCAGGAACCACACUUCAAGUCUCUGAUUGAGGCCCAUGACAAGGUGGCAGCUAAAUGUUAUGAGAUGCCGUCGGAGGUGAACAGUAAUGCCAUGGCGACCGGCCCUCUCAUGCCCGCCGACGCCGUCAGGAUAAUUGGCAUUCAGAAGAAGGCUGGCGAACCACUGGGCGUGACGUUCAGGGUGGAACGCGGGGAGCUGGUGAUCGCCAGGGUCCUGCACGGCAGUAUGAUCGACCGGCAGGGCAUGCUGCACGCGGGCGACGUGAUCAGGGAGGUGAACGGGCGCGAGGUGGGCAGCGAUCCCAAGGAGCUGCUGGAGCUGCUGAGGGACUGCCAGGGGGGCGUCACCCUCAAGAUCCUGCCCAGCUACCGCGACACUCCAGCACCCCCACAGGUGCAUCUGAAACCCCACUUUAACUACAGCCCAGCCACAGACAACCUGAUCCCCUGUAAGGAGGCUGGCCUGGCCUUCUCUAAAGGAGAUGUUUUGCACAUUGUCAACAGAGAGGACCCUAACUGGUGGCAGGCAGUCAACAUUGUGGGAGGAGCCACAGGACUGAUCCCCAGUCAGUUCUUAGAGGAGAAGAGGAAGGCCUUUGUGAGGAGAGAAUGGAAUGGAUCAGGUGUUCUCUGUGGGACACUAACAGGAAAGAAGAAGAAGAAGAUUAUGUACCUGAUGUCCAAGAAUGCAGAGUUUGACCGCCACGAGCUGCAGAUCUACGAAGAGGUGGCCAAGAUGCCUCCAUUCCAGAGGAAAACCCUGGUUCUGAUUGGUGCUCAGGGAGUGGGUCGGCGCAGCCUGAAGAACAGACUGAUCAUCAUCAACCCCCUGCUCUAUGGAACCACCGUCCCCUUCACGUCUCGGCCUGCUCGGGAGGAGGAGAGAGACGGCCAGUCGUACUGCUUUGUGUCUCGGUCCCAGAUGGAGACAGACAUUAAGGCCCGUCGCUACCUGGAGCAUGGAGAGUACGAUGGAAACCUCUACGGAACCAAGAUGAACUCCAUCCACGAGGUGGUGGACGCAGGACGUACCUGCAUACUGGACGUUAACCCACAGGCGCUGAAGCAGUUGAAGACAGCAGAGUUCAUGCCGUUUGUGGUGUUUGUUGCUGCUCCACAACUGGACACACUAAGAGCUAUGCACAAAGCCGUGGUGGACGCUGGACUCACCACCAAACUGCUCACGGAGACCGAUCUGAAGAAGACGGUGGAUGAGAGCGCCAGGAUCCGCCGGGCCUACAGCCACUACUUUGACCUGACCAUCGUUAACGACAACCUGGACAAGGCCUUUGAGCAGCUGCAGGCGGCCGUGGAGCAGCUGUGUUCUGAGCCCCAGUGGGUCCCUGUCAGCUGGGUGUACUGAGAGACACAGCCUGGUUAGGCUGCUCCCUACUGGGCUGGAGGACACGCCGCCCGCUGCUGGGCCCAGGAGCACAUGGAGACUUGGAAGAGGUUGUCCCUAACCACCACGGUUGGGGUCAAUUUUAAUUCUGGAAUUUCAGGAAGUAGAUGAACUACAAUUCCACAUUUUUCCCAUUGAGGAAAAGUGGAAUGUCAGUGAACUUCCUAAAUUGACUGAAUUGAAAUGGAAUUGACCCAUACAGGGAUGUGAGAGCUAAGGACCCAUUGAGACUUAUGUUUGUAUGGGACUUUACCAUGCAGCCCCAGUGGAGCCUAGCCUCACCCUGUCUAGCACCACCCCGCCUAGCCUCACCCUGCCUAGCCCCACCCCGCCUAGCCUCACCUAGCCCCACCCUGCCUAGCCCCGCCUAGCCUCACC